AUGGGUUCUCGGACGCACGGGCGAGGCUGCCAUGGGUCCAGGGACGAGCGGGUGAUUCCGCCAUGGGUCCUGGGACGGGGGGCAACUUCUGCCAUGGGUCCCGGGACAGGCAGACGAUUCUGCAACGGGUCCUUGGACGGGAGGGCGAUUCCGCCAUGGGUCCUGGGACAGGCAGGCAAAGGCCUCCACAGGUCCCAGGACGGGGGGCGAUUCCGCCACGGGUCACAGGACGGCGGGCGAUUCUGCCACAGGUCCUGGGAGGGAGGCAGGCGGGCGAUUCUGCCACAGUUCUCGGGACGGGCAGGCGAUUCCGCCACGGGUCACGGGACAGGUGGGCGAAUCCGCCACGGGUCCUGGGACAGGCGGGCAAGGCCCACCACGGGUCCCGCGAUAGGUGGACGAGGCCCACCAUGGGUCCUGAGAUGGUGGGUGAGGCCGCCGCCCAUCCCAGCCACCACUGGUCCCGGGACGCGCGGGCGAGAGGCUGCCACGGGUCCUGGGAUGGGCGGGGGGAGGCCCACCACGGGACCUGGGACAGGCGGGCUAGGCCCACCACGGGGUCCGGGACAGGCAGGCGCGUCCACCACGGGUCCCGUCGUAUGGGUGGGCAACACACAUGGGUCUUGGGAUGGCGGGCCCUGUUUCCUGGGAAUGGCAGGCAAGGCCCAACAAGGGUCCCAGGACAGGUUCGUUAUGGGCCUCGGACGGGCGACUGAGACCCGCCACAGAUCCCGAGACAGGUGGGUGAGGCCCGCUACGGGUUCUGGGAUGGGCGGGCGAGGCCCGUCACUGGUCCCGGGGAUGGGCGGGCAAGGCCCGCCACGGGUCUCAGGAUGGGCUGUUCCUUCCCUAACAAAAGGGAUCAUGAGUUAA
Molecule: messenger RNA, 873 nt
Organism: Macrobrachium nipponense
Lineage: Eukaryota; Metazoa; Arthropoda; Malacostraca; Decapoda; Palaemonidae
Product: collagen alpha-2(I) chain-like
Exons: 1
Coding region: 1-873 (290 amino acids)
Source: RefSeq, a predicted model, not a curated record